GCUCCCAAAAGUUUCACAAGAAAACUACUACAACAUUAGCUUCCAAGACAUUCAAGAGUUAGAAAGUGAGAAUGGCUUCCAUUUUUCCAUUAUUUCUCUUGUUCUCUUCUCUCACCCUUCUCUCCAUUGCUGGUGCUCAGGAAAGAGCUCCUCAUGGACUAGCCAAAGAGAACCCAAUGGCAUUUUCGCCAACAGCAUAUGAUUUUUUUCAUCCAAACUCAAAAAACCCAGUUGCUAAAGACCCGUGUGUUGCUUCCAAAUGCUCGCCAUUGCCUAUUGCAGCCCAUGUCGAAGCAACUGAAGGUCAUGAGAGCAGAUUUUCUGGCUCACAGAAUGGCAAGACAAGGGUUGGAGCUGGUGGCAUUGCAGGCAUUGUGUUCGGUUUAGGAUUUGUGGUGUUUCUGGCUAUGGGCGUUUACUAUGUGAUUGUCGCACGCAGAACAAAAAUGACUCGGGCUAAUACUGUUAAACCUGAUGUAUGAGGUUUCAUAACUUGGACAAGCCAUCUACUGUUGCCC
This is a messenger RNA of Rosa chinensis, 518 nucleotides long. RefSeq lists its product as uncharacterized. The record is from RefSeq and is a predicted model, not a curated record. The transcript has a single exon. The coding region runs from base 72 to 482 and encodes 136 amino acids. NCBI's taxonomy places the organism in Eukaryota, Viridiplantae, Streptophyta, Magnoliopsida, Rosales, Rosaceae.